Aplosporella prunicola CBS 121167 is the source of this 1770-nucleotide messenger RNA. RefSeq lists its product as uncharacterized. NCBI's taxonomy places the organism in Eukaryota, Fungi, Ascomycota, Dothideomycetes, Botryosphaeriales, Aplosporellaceae. The transcript has 2 exons. Bases 1 to 1524 code for a protein of 507 amino acids. The record is from RefSeq and is a predicted model, not a curated record. Gene Ontology annotation, molecular function: monooxygenase activity; oxidoreductase activity, acting on paired donors, with incorporation or reduction of molecular oxygen; heme binding.
AUGGACACAUUUCUAGCUCUGCCUCCCUCGGCUUAUUUUUGCAUUGCCGCAGUUUCUAUUUUUGUCCUCGCACACCGAUAUUCAGCCCAUCCGACAGGCAGCAGAGAGCCUCCAUUCAUACCGUCUCGUCUGCCCUUAAUCGGUCACUUGAUUUGCAUGCUCUGGUACGGUAAAGACUACUACCGUAUGAUAGACGAAAAGUACGGCUACGACAUCUACACUCUCCCCAUUUUUGGCCAGAGCUUCUACGUCGUCGCAGGCCCUUCCAUGGUCGCGGCCGUCAAUCGCAUUCCCAAAGCAGUAUCUGUUCACCCAAUUUCAUCUGCUUUGACCCAGUCCAUCAGCGGCUUGCCUGAAAAGGUUGGCCAAGUCAAUUUAGUGGACGAAGAUGACCAAGAUAUACACAUCGCCCACCACGACAUACUGUAUAGUAUGCUUCCCCAAGGUACCUCAAUGGAUGAAAUCGCGCAAGAGCUACUUAACGGAGUAGCCAAAAAUUUGGAUUACCUGAGCGAGAACCAACUUGACCUGUACCUGUUUACUAGAAGACUUGUUGGCACUUCUAUCAUGAGCGCAUUAUAUGGACCAGGAUUUCCGGUGGAAGAUCCCUCGUUUGUUUCCGACUACUGGGCCUUUGAUCCUAAACUUCUGGAUAUCAUUGUCAGCCCGUUCCCUCAAAUUACGGCACCCAAAGCCUAUCAUCUCCGGGAAACGCUUGCAAAGAAGUUUAUUACAUUUUUUGAGAACGGCCUUGACAAGAGUGCUAGCUUUAUGAUGCGGACACGUUAUGAGUUGUACCGCAAAUACGGCUACACUCUUGAAGAUAUUGCUCGCACAGAGGUCAUUUUCACCGUAGGAAUACUGUCAAACUCUUCCAUCACGGCUUUUUGGUAUCUUUCGUAUGCCCUAUCUGAUCCAAACCUAUUCAAAGAACUCUCCGACGAGGCCUCGAAAGCAUGCGUAAGAGAUGGCGAUGAAGCCGUCGUUGACAUGACGAAAAUCCGCUCUACGAGCGACUGUCCCCUUUUAAAUUCGGUUCUUCGCGAAAUCCUCCGCCAUAUUAUGCAUAGCGGUGCUCCGCGCAAAAUCCUCUCCGACACCAUGGUGAACGACCAAUACCUACUCAAGAAGGGCUCGUUCCUUAUGACUGAAGCCUCCGUGCUCCACAACAGAACCAGCAUCUGGGGUGAUGACGUUGCGGAGUUUAACCCACGCCGCUUCUACAACUCGCCCAACGGAACAGCAUCGGACGGAAAAAGGGUCCACCCAGCAGCGUACCGCGCUUUCGGCGGGGGUGAUGUGCUAUGUCCCGGUCGUAACCUGGUGCGCGAUGGGAUAAUUGGCCUCGCAGUGGCAGUCUUAUUGGGCUUCGAUGUGACAAACGUUGAUGGAAGCCCGCUUACGAAACCACAAAUUCGCUACGAUAAGAUGCCUACCAGUGUGUUUAAACCUGCUCAUGAAGUUCCUGUUUGCAUACGCAGGAAGGCUGGCUGGGAGAAUGUUCAGUGGGAGUAUCGGCUCUGAAGAGAAAACGCGGUUUCAGAUCACGGAUGAAUAUUUGUACAGAAAAGGCAGAGUAGUAAGCAGAGGAAGUCAUAAGUAGUAUGGGGACCUUGAAGAAGCUAUACGGUAAACCUUGUAAUAGUAUUGUAGUAUGGAAGUUAAGGAGAACUGUUUAUUCAUUUGUCUGGUAUGAAACGGUGGUUUGCUGGUCACGAAGACAUACAAUAAUGACAUGGCGCCGAAAAAUGGAAGACGUUCUAGAAGCGG